This is a messenger RNA of Sceloporus undulatus (fence lizard), 4036 nucleotides long. RefSeq names its product sulfotransferase 1C2-like. Gene Ontology annotation, molecular function: sulfotransferase activity. Gene Ontology annotation, cellular component: cytoplasm. The coding region runs from base 801 to 1730 and encodes 309 amino acids. The record is from RefSeq and is a predicted model, not a curated record. NCBI's taxonomy places the organism in Eukaryota, Metazoa, Chordata, Lepidosauria, Squamata, Phrynosomatidae. The transcript has 8 exons. Gene Ontology annotation, biological process: sulfation.
GUGGAGGAUAGGGAUUCUUGGAGAUGUCUCAUCCACGGGGUCACUAUAAGUUGGAACCAACUUGAGGGCAGCUAACAACAACAAUACGUGGCACCAUAUAGAUAUAUAGUGAUUGUGUAAUUAUUAUUUUCUUUAUAGUACUCUAAACAACCUGAUAAGGCCUUAUGAAUUUUCUACUUAGGAAGUUCUUCAAAACUAUACAUUGUCUAUGGUGGGCUUGGGACUGACUUCUAGCAGGGUAUCAGGGCAAGACUGUGAGCCAAAUGUUCAGGCCUUUAUGCACAGAAUAAGCAGAUGUAUCCAAAAAGGCAGCCAGGCUGGCAUGUCAUCUUUUGAAACUAAUGAAGCAAUGCCAGAGCUUGGAGAGGUUAUUCUGGGGGCUAUAACUCCAAGAUAUGGGAAGAUGCAGUCCAAAACAAGUAACAAUGCUGGGCUCUGAUAAAUACAUACUACCAUCUGAAGUUGAGUACAGAGUUUAAACAAGAUUUUCUAUGGCAGUAGAUAACACACACACACAGUGUGUGUGUGUGUGUGUGUGUGUGUGUAUUACAAUCACACAAAGACGUUUUUAAGAUUCUCACAUCAUUAGGAAGGUCAUACAGGGAACUUAGGGGUGUUCUUGCUGACAGAGUGCCUAGCGUGCAAGCAAGUUCAUCCGGGAAUACACCCCACCCUGCUAUUAAAAAUCUACACACCUUGCCAAGCAUCUGCUUGGACAGAACAGCAAACCUCAAAAAGCAAGAGACAGCCAAAGGAAAGAAAAGAAUAUUCACAGCUCAAGAAGGGAGUGAAAUUGACAGAUGAUGGGUGUUGAAUCUCAGUUGGAAACCUGGCCUGCUGAGUUAAUCAAACGUGCAACACUGGUGGAAGUUGAAGGAGUCUCUUUAACCAAUGAUGUGGCAGAGAACUGGGAUGCCCUAUGGGCCUUCAAAGCCCGGCCUGAUGACCUUCUCAUUUCCACUUAUCCCAAAGCAGGGACCACUUGGAUUCAGGAAAUUGUGGACAUGAUUCAGCAUGGAGGUGACUCACAAAAAUGUGCUCGGGCCCCUAUCUACUCCCGAAUCCCCUUCAUAGACCUGUUUCCUCCACCUCCCAUACCUAAAGGCUUGGAUGAGGCAGAAGCAAUGCCCUCUCCACGAACAAUCAAAACUCACCUCCCAGUUCAGCUUGUGCCACCUUCCUUCUGGGUGCAGAAUUGCAAGAUGAUUUAUGUGGCCAGAAAUGCUAAGGACAAUGCUGUUUCCUACUUCCACUUCCAUCGCAUGAACCAGGGGAUGCCAGAGCCAGGCACCUGGGACCAGUUUCUGGAGAAUUUCCUUACUGGACAAGUUGCCUGGGGCUCUUGGCUUGACCAUGUUUGUGGCUGGUGGGAGGCCAAAGACCGCCAUCCCAUCCUAUAUCUUUUUUAUGAAGAUAUGAAAGAGGAUCUAUCCCGAGAAAUCCAGAAGGUAGCCCAGUUCCUUGGAAUCCAGCUCCCAGAUCCAGUUCUGAAGCAGAUUGUACAGCACACAGCAUUUGAGAGCAUGAAAACAAACCCAAUGGCAAAUUACAGCACCUUGCCUGCUUUCAUCAUGGACCAAGAUGUAUCACCCUUCAUGAGAAAAGGCAUAGUAGGGGACUGGAAGCAGCACUUCACUGUGGCUCAAAGUGAACGGCUGGAUGAUAUCUUUGCACAGAAACUACAGAGCAAUGGCUUGACCUUCCGCAGCCAGUUAGGAAUGCAAUGUUGAGUUUCUCAGGAAGAUUUUCAGUGAAAUGUCCACUGAAUCAACAAGAAAGGAAAAAGCUGAAUUUUGUGUGUAUGUGUGUUCAUUCUUCUCUUCUGGAUUCUGUUUUCUCACAAUGAGACUGAAGAGCACUGGAAGGUAGUUUUCUGGGUUUUGUGGCCACAUUCUGGAAGAAUUAAUUCCUGAUGUUUUGCCUGCCCCUCUGAAGAUGCCAGCCACAGAUGCAGGCAAAACGUCAGGAAUUAAUUCUUCCAGAACACGUCCACAUAGCCUGGAAAACCCACAGAAAACUAUGGACACCAGCCAUGAAACCCUUCGACGUCAAAGCUCUGGAAAACUUUAUGUACGCAGUCCACAAAUUCUGGCAUGUUGUACUAAAAUGGUAAAGCUUUGAUUAUGAAUAAUAGGUUGCAAGUUUUGUCUGAAGAUCAGCCUAAAUUAAAUGAGUUUGGAGCCUUUAUGUAUGAGAAAAGAAAUCCUAAAUGGAGUAGGAGAGCAGCGGCUUUCUCUGUGCCUCUCCGCAUGACGUUAUAGCACUUCUGUUCUUCUUCCUGAGGGAGGUGGUCAUAAAAGUGUGGCUUUUGUCAAAUGGAUAUUUUCAGCAAGACAAAAGACACACUUAUAGAAAGAGAAUGGAACUGAUGCAACAUCAUGUGAAGACACACACAGAAAGCAGCUGCCCUCCUGUUCUGUUUCAGAUUUCUUUUCUCAUGUAAUAAGGCUCUUGGGUUACACUUGUCACUUAAAAGGCAGAAGCGGUGAAUCGCAUGAUGUGAAGUUUUGAUGAGCAGCUGCUCUCUUCCCAGUGUCUUUCCUUGUUUUAUCAGCCACAGCUCUCUUUCUGUCUUGUUUGUGAUUUCUCCCCUCUUUCUACACUGAUUUCAUUCUCUUAACUUUCUUCUCUUCAUAUUAAACAUAAUUUUUGUUCCUCCAGUGUUGCAGACAAUUAGCUUUUCCUUUAAUAAAGGCCUUGUUUACAUUUGUUUUUCAAUUUAAAAAGUAUGCAAAAUGAUAGAAAAUAUCACUAGUGUAACCAAUGACUCUAAGAAUGGAAAAUCUCUUUACAGAUUAGUCAACAUAAAGUUAUCUUGAUAAAGAGCAAAAAGCAUGCUUACUGUGAGCAAUUAUCUGGCAGUUAGAAACACAGGACUUUCGUUAGAAAAUACAUCUUAGUCAGCUUGUCUUCAAUGGAUUCUGUUUCAUCAGAAACACCACCCCCCUGCUUUUUCAUCACAAUCAACUAAAAUUAACAUUUUGCAGUAGCUUAGUAACUGAAUGUGAUCCUCACAGUUGAAAUAAGACAGGAAUUUCACCAUUAUUUCAUUAAACACCCCCACCCCCAGUGAAAAUCAGAUCCUCAGCAUCCAGAUAAAAGAUUAAAUGGCCUAAAAGAUGCACUGCUGAGCCAACUCCUCCCUCCUUAAGGUUCACUGUUUAUCUUGCCCUUUAUCUCUUUUUGCAAGUUCCUAUUACUGGCAGUGGAAACCUGCGAUCAACAGGAAGACACACAAAAAAGGGUCGCAUCUGUCACCAAGAUUCAUUUCUCCAUCUAUGUCAGUAUAUGUGACCAAUAAUUCCUUAGUCUGUGUCACUAAAGCCACAGGAUGAGGUAAAGUAGUAUAUUUUGGGGUGGGGGGGAAGGAGAAAAAAUGAGAAUCUGUUGGCCACUGUUUUGUUUUUCAUACUUGUUGGCAUAUUUUGAUUAACAAUAGAAUUUAAUCUGUUGGUAUGGUUUGAAGCACUUCAAUUGGAAUAUUGUCUUGGUGAUUUAUUCUUUCCAGUUUCUUGAGUGCUGCUUCCACCUCACUUUCCAAAAUUUGGGGUUCAUCUUCAUAUAGUUCUUCAUUUCGUGUGUCAUUCUCUUUUUCAUCUCUUUUAUAUAGUUCUUCUGUGUAUUGCUUUCACCAUCUUUUUAUUGCAUCUUGAUCAUUUAGUAUAUUCCUCUUCUGAUCCUAGAGCAUCCCCAUCCUUGGAUUGAAUUUCCCUUUCAGUUUUUGCAUCUUGUGGAAGAGGCCUCUUGUUUUUCCUUUUUUUGUUGUUGUCUUCUAUUUCUCUGAAUUGUUUAUUACAGUAAUUCUCUUUAUCCAUAUGCACUAGUCGCUGAACAGCUGCCUUCAUUGUUCUGGUUCCAUUGCUAUCUUCCUUUUCUUUUGCUUCUUGUCUUACUACCUGAAGUGUUUCUUCUGGCAUUCAUUGUUUCCUCUCUUUAUUUUUGGACACAGUGUCUUUCUGCAUUUGUCCUUGAUUAUAUGUCCAUAGCUAUUCUGGUUCCUGGUUUAUUAUGCUUAAUAAAGCAAAUUUGUUUCUCA